Molecule: messenger RNA, 2187 nt
Organism: Durusdinium trenchii
Lineage: Eukaryota; Dinophyceae; Suessiales; Symbiodiniaceae
Source: the annotation of a GenBank genome assembly
AUGCAGGAGCUGAGUCAGGAGGCGUACCAAAAAGCAGAGCGAGCUCUACGUUCUUGUUCCUACUUAUUGACCAAGAGCUCUGGGAAAUUUCCGGCCAUUGCUCACAUGACCCGAGCGUCUUAUGCCCGUGCUUGCUUGAAAGCUUGUCAGUUCAUUGACCUUGACUGCAUCGUGAAGGACAUGGAGACGGAUUGCCACGCUGGCAAAAACCGCCACCAGAUCUUGUGGGCUAGCUUGCCCCGUGUGCAGCGGCUGGAAUACCUCUACAAGCUUGUUCGGGAGAAAAAUGGUCAGUUUCUCUUCAUGGGCGUGUUUGUGUGCCAACGGGCCUUUCAAGUGCUGACUGGAGUGCCAGCUGGCACGAUUCAGCAAGCCCGUGAGGCAGUGCAGCAGAAGGUCACCACUGCUAUCACACGGCGGGAAGGGAUGAUGUGGGCUUCGAUCCGCAACAGCAGCGCCGCUCCGCGGUAUUUAGACGCCAGGGCUUGGAUCGAGGCUCACGCCGAGAAGUUCGCGGAGCACAGCCCUAUAACGGGUCAGUACGUGCUUCCAUGUGGACGUAAGUCCGACUACUAUAGCAUGUACUGUUGGGAGCGCUGGCAUGACGUGUUGCACCACUUAGAUGGGAAGUGGGCAGCGCAGAACACGCAGCAUGCCGAAGCGCUUGAUGCGCUGAAGCUCCGGCUUGGACGGCAUUACGCAUUUCAGGCCAGUCAACGCUUGGCUGACGAACGUCUGAUGGAGCAGACCCGAAGGCGUGCCACCCCGCUGAUGAAGACCGGGUUUGUCCUGGUGGUUGGACUUGUGGCAACAAUUUGGAACGGGGCUCCCAGGGACGACGUGGUGUUGACCACUUUGUAUGAAGGUGAUUCGAAGCAUGGCGGCAACAUGCAGGCAAGCUUGUUGUUCAUGAACUUCCACCGUAAGGUGGUGGCUACUGGCGUGGUCCCAGAAAGCUUGGUGAUUUCUGCGGACAAUACACCCAAGGAAACCAAGAAUGCUUUGGUUUUCACCUGGAUGGUUUGGCUCUUGUGCUGCUUGAGGGAGACGCGGCUUUGGAGGGUUCGGACUGUCUACAAGCUUGUGGGGCACACUCACAGCCACUGUGAUCGGCUAUUCAGUCGUGUCAAGGCCAGUCUUAUGGGCAAGUCCUACAUCUCCGAAGAUGACAUGAUGAAUAUCAUUGUGGCAACUUUGAAGUCGUACACAUUGGAUUGGAACCACCUGCAUGCUUCUCUGAACUUUGAGGAGUUGAAGAGACUGCUGGGACUGGAGAUACAUGCAGUCGGGAACGUGCAUGACCUUGAAGUCUUCAGGACAAACGGUGGCAUCUAUGUGCGGUGGAAACAAUACUUGAGCACGCCUCGUGGUGGCAGCAGAGAAACAUCGACAGUGGCGAUGGCCAGGCCCCCGCACAUCCGUCACUGCUUCAGUCAGGACAUGAAGACAAACUUUCGUGACUUCCUGGGGAGGGUUGAAGUCCAACUUGGCUCCAUGAAUCUUUUGGAUGACCCCGUGAAGGCUGGCAUGGCCUGGUUGAACAAUGUGACUCAGCAGGACACGGACAGUGUCUUGCCAGUUGACGCCAUACUUUCUGAUAUCGGACGUGGUGGUGCUGCAGUUGGCACGAUUCGGUCAGAGAGCAUGGCUUCUGUGCCUGAGGACGUGCUGUUGUUCAAUUGCCCUGGGGCUGACAUGCCUGGGAUGCCGCUGGAAAAUUUGGUCCGGUUGGGGGGAACUGUCCAGGACGAGCCGGCGAUUGAGAUCAUGUGUGUGACAGGGGACUUUGCAAUUGUAGACAACACGAGCUCUUCGAAAGCCCUCCCCUUUUGCUUGGGUGAGGUGAUUGACAUUGAUGAGGACUCUGCCAUCAUUCAAUGGUGGCAUCCUGGCAAGAGCAAAGAGGCCAAUUUGAAGGCCGGCCGAAAGAAGGCCAUUUUAGACUUGUUUGGAGAGUGGGCUCCAACCGACGACCUGCCGUUGACCGAGUUAGAGCCUCUCCCUCCUUCCAUCCUCAGCCCGUCCAAGAUUUUGAUUUGGGGCUUCAACCUGGAAUCUGGCCAGGUGCCCUUUGAGAUCUUAGACAAAGUCAUGGAUCUCGACUUUGUCGAUUUGACGGGCCUCAAGCUCUCCUCAACAAAGAGAGGUUCCCUGUACCGCGCGCACCGCCUCAUGCGCACGCAGUAG